UUCUAAAUAAUUUAUAUCGCUACUGUUAACAUAUUAAUCAACAAAAUUAGCUAUAUCGUCAAUUUUUGUUAAAUAUUCGCGAGUUGUUUACCUUCAUAGCAGACGAAAUUCUUAGCAUUUGGCGCAUAAGUUUUCAUACUGCGCACAAUGUUUUUGUUUUUGUUAGAAAUUCAAAUCAUAUCCAUAUCUUCUUGAGUUUCUUUCAAUUAUAAAUAUUUUACUAAAAGCUAAAGUUUUAUGUGAAUAUUUAUCAGUUUAAAGAGUGUGACUAUCAAAAAUUACAAAACUACAACAGAUGCAAAUGAUAAACGAGAAAAAAAAGAAAACCGUUUGUAUGCACGUGGUAGUGAAAAAUCUCAACGUGCGCGCGCGUGUGGCUAUUAAUUUCUGGUCAAUUCCUAGAAGAGCCAACAGUGCUACGGUGUUUUGCAAAGAGAAACAGUUCAUUUUAACUUCAUCAACUUCAUUGAAUAAAAAACGCAGUGGAAUUUUGAUAAUGGCAGAUGUACCCCUGCAUAUGGGUAAUCCACGUAGAUCCUCAUACGGAUCGUAUAAUGGAAAAAUGUCUGGAAUCGAGAGUAAAACUCCGUUUUUAAUCGGAGUUUCCGGAGGUACAGCCAGUGGCAAGUCGACGGUCUGUAAACGUAUAAUGGAAAAAUUGGGGCAAGUUGAUAAAGAUCAUGAUCAACGGCAAGUUGUUUGCAUAUCGCAAGACAGUUUUUACAAAGACUUAUCGCCUGAGGAUAAAUUGAAGGCCGAAAAGGGACAAUUUAAUUUCGAUCAUCCAGACGCAUUUGAUGAUAGUUUUAUUCUUCGAACUUUGGAGGAUAUUCGCGCCGGUGUUAAGUGCGAAAUUCCUGCCUAUGACUACAGAACUAACAGUUUAAUUAAGGAUCAGAUCACGACAAUAUAUCCUGCUGACGUUGUUCUAUUUGAGGGAAUUCUCGUGUUUUAUCAUCAAAAAAUAAGGGACUUGUUUCACAUGAAAUUAUUUGUCGAUACAGAUUCUGACACAAGAUUAGCGAGAAGAGUGCCAAGAGAUAUUAAAGAAAGGGGGCGAGAUUUAGAAUUUGUCUUGAAUCAGUACAUGAAUUACGUGAAACCAGCAUUUGAAGAAUUUUGUUUACCUACAAAAAAGUUUGCCGACGUGAUAAUACCCCGUGGUGCUGAUAAUACAGUGGCGAUAGACCUUAUAGUUCAUCACAUCUUGGACAUUUUGCGUUUCAAAAAGGCUGAUCCAUCGUCCGGGCAGCAUCCAUACAUCUACCAGCACAGGCGUACAUCAACAUCAUCUGACACCCUCAGCAGAUGACUAACUUAAGCCAAAAAAAAUAUCAAGGCUUAAAAAAAGUCGUCCUUGCAUUAAUAUUAAUUUCACGAUCGCAUCUUCGUCGACACAAACAUUUUUCUUCAUUUCAGAAUGAAAAAGAAGCAUGACAUUUUUAUUCAGUAAACAUAAAAAAGAGAAAGAUAGAUAGAACAAAAAAAAUACUGCUCGAAAACUGCCGGCAUUUUGUAUACAAUUUUACAAUCGUAACUAUUGUUAAUAAUAAAUAGUAGUGGAAAAUAAUUUUUGAUAAUAAUGAUAAUAAAAAUUGAACAAUAUCAAUGAAAAUAAUUCAAUAAUAUUCAAUAAUAAUGAAUAUAGUGUUAAAAAUAAUAAUUGUAUAUUAUAACAGUAAAAAUAGUCGUAUAAUUAAAAUUUUUUAUAUUUUAAAAUUGAUUUCCUGAAAAAUUGUUCCUCGGCGAAGAUGCUAUCGAUUUUGCAAUGCCUACUUUAGUCGAAAGUAUUUCUCUACAGUUUUACAAUGUAUUCAGACUGAUUCAUUUGUAGGGAUGUUUUUACACUGUGUCUUUUUACAAGACAAUUUUUCUUUUUUUUCUCUCUCUUGUGUUUAUUAGUCCGCAGCUAUUUGUCCGACGACUUUGUAUCUGCAAUUUUUUGCAUUCCGAAAACUCGCUAAAAAAUUUACGAGGUGAUAAAACAAAACUCUUUUCUAUUAUAAAGAGUAAUUUUUCUUUUUUUUUCUUUUGUAAACCAUUUCUUUUUUUAUAAAUAAUCAAUUUGAAAUUCUUGAAAUGAAAAUAUUUCAAAUUUCGCAAUAAAAAAAUUGCGUAGAUUCGAUUCUCGCGAGCGUUUUUAUUUUUAUUUAUUUUUUUCGUUAUCAAAUAAUUAGCUAAUAAAAUUUAUCUUGUUAUUAUGAUUUUUAAGUGAAACGUUUAUUUCUGAAAUAAUAUUUUUUUUCCUUUUUAUUUUGAAAUAUCCGUUUUUUCGCGUUUUGAAAAAAAUGAGGAUUUUAUUUUUCAAGUUUUUUAUAGGGUGUUACAUUCCAUAAUUAGAUUCCAAACUAAUUAAAAUGAAUUUUUUUCUUGUAAACUAAUAUUGAUGAGAGUUGAAACUAAUUUCCAUAACUUUGAAAGGAAAUAAUUGUUUCAUAAAAUUGAAAUGAAUUUUGUAAAAUAUAAAUGAGAAAAAAGUUUUCCACAAAUUAAAUGAUUUUUUUACAAACUAAUUUAAAUUCGAAGAAUAAGAAAUAAGGACGGAAAGUUUAACAAAUUUUAGAAAAACAUGAACUUUUAAAAUUAUCGCAUUUUCAUAGAUAUUGUGAGCAUUUUUAAUUUGUAAUUUUUUUGUGACUAAAAUUAUAUAACUAAACUGUCGGACAAAUAAGCUGAUGAAUCUUUUUUUUUUUUUUUUGUCUAUCAGCCAAUGCAAAUUUCGAAUAGUUUAUUUAAAAAAUUUUGUUUCUAUCUUUAACUUUUAGUAGUAAUCUUCGGUACUUACUUUCCAUGUUAUUUUAUAUAAUUAUAUUCUUAUUAUGAUGUUAUCAAAACUAUAUAUACUAAAUAAUUAUUACAAUAUGUUUACAAUCAAUAAUACAUUUAACUUGCAAUCAUUUUUUUAACAAAAACAAUUUUUUUCUACACAAUUUAUAAUUAUAAAGAGAAAUUAUUACAUUUUUGCACAAAAAAGAAACACCGUUAAAACACUUAGAAUUUUUUUUAAUACAUUUGUUAAAAACAUAUUGUUUAUAAAUUUAUUUCAAAAAAAUUUUGCCGUCUUCCUAGAAUAAAAUAAAUUGUAAUGCAUUUUUUAUAUAAUGUGGUUUAAUGAAAAAAUUAAUAUAUUGAAGAAAAAAAACGAUUCUUGUUAUCGACUUUUUUUUAUGAAUCGUGAAAAUGUGUCGACAGGAUAUUUUAUUAGGGAAAUGUUCAAUUUUUAAUCAAAUCUCAUACUAUUAUUAAUUCCCACUGUUUUUGUCAAUAUAGAAAAAAAUAUAUUUUUCCUUAUUAUAUAUGUUUGUCAAUACGAAAUAUAAAUUGAGUUUUUUUUAAACAUUUUGUAUUAAGAGCAACAAUGAAGUAUUAAGGCAGCAUAAUAUUAUUAUACACUGGAGAAAUAAAUCUGUAAUAGAUGGAUAAAUAAAAAUAUUUACGCUCAAA
This is a messenger RNA of Leptopilina heterotoma, 3444 nucleotides long. RefSeq names its product uridine-cytidine kinase (gene Uck). Gene Ontology annotation, molecular function: kinase activity; ATP binding. The transcript is spliced from 6 exons. The record is from RefSeq and is a predicted model, not a curated record. Bases 296 to 1312 code for a protein of 338 amino acids. Gene Ontology annotation, cellular component: cytoplasm; cytosol. NCBI's taxonomy places the organism in Eukaryota, Metazoa, Arthropoda, Insecta, Hymenoptera, Figitidae.